AUGUGGAGUGAUAAUUCAAGUAAUUACGGCUUUGGUUCUAACUGGAGUCGUAUUUGCCACACACCAUAUUGCCAUACUGCUGCAAUGACUUGUUUAUGUACGGAUGCUUCCAACCCCAUGAACCAGUGGUACAAUAAUGUAGUGCCAAAUUCGACCAACUUACUAACAUACCAAGGAGCCCCCCAGAAUCCCAUUUCUGGUUUCCCUCUUGUUAGCGAUCCUGUUGAUCCUCUCUUUCAUGUAGAAAAUGGUCAGGAAGUCAGAGAGCAAAUGGGUACAAAAUAUAGUGAAGAAAUUGAUUCUUGGUUGCUGCUCAAUCCUGAUAAUAGGGAGGAUCAAAACAGUUUGUCAUCAAACCAGAUUGAUGGCUGCUUGAAUCUUAGAAGUUACAACCCAUGGACUGGAAAUCCGUACCAGGGUCAAUUGAAUCAGCUGCAAACUCAUGGGAUUCAACAGGCAUCUCUCCCACCAACAACUGGUGUUCUCAGUGGCAUUGUAUCAGAGACAACUAUUGGGAGCUUCUCAAACACCAUGGAUCUGCCGAGAGAAUGGACACCAAACCACUUCUCUCUUCAACCUUUUCAUUAUGGAAAUCUAAUAGAUGAAACAGUGGGAUUAAGCCAUUCAAACUCAACUAGCAUUUCCUCAGAAGGGACACACCUUAUUUCAAGAGCAGCUGGAUCAUCAUCGUCAAAGAAGCCAUUUUUUAAAUUACCCCCUAUGAGCAGACAAGAGCGAGUUCUACGUUAUUUUGAGAAAAAGAAAGCGAGGAAAUACGUGAAGAAAAUACAGUAUUCUUCCAGGAAAACAUACGCACAGACUCGGCCUCGAGUACGUGGUAGGUUUGCAAGGAGAUCCCCAACGGAUAAGACGGAUGUUUAAAGUGAACUGCUAUGGAUGCCAAUAACUGGCAAUAAGACUUGGUUCUUUGGAGUUUCUCCCUCAUGGGUCAUUGGUUCGAGUCCUGCAAAGCCACUGGGGAUUUUCCUGGUUGUUCUCCAGGACCUUGGGAUUAGUCGAGGAAUGCACAAGCUGGCUAGACACCCACGGUUAAAAAAAUGGCGAAAGUGGUAAGCAUAUAUAGGUUGCCAAUUUUAAAGCACUAUUUUAACUUACUUUUCUCAAGUA
This is a messenger RNA of Cynara cardunculus var. scolymus (artichoke), 1128 nucleotides long. Its product is annotated as zinc finger protein CONSTANS-like. The transcript is spliced from 2 exons. NCBI's taxonomy places the organism in Eukaryota, Viridiplantae, Streptophyta, Magnoliopsida, Asterales, Asteraceae. Gene Ontology annotation, biological process: regulation of flower development. Bases 1 to 882 code for a protein of 293 amino acids. Gene Ontology annotation, molecular function: protein binding. Gene Ontology annotation, cellular component: nucleus. The record is from RefSeq and is a predicted model, not a curated record.